CUCAUGGUGGAACUUGCAGAUGUAUACAAGAUCCGGCUUCCAAAGUUUACGGUUAAGGUGGCUGUUCAGUACAUGCGACGAGCAAUCCGCAAGAAAGCAAAAUUUGAUGUCAAUCGCCUUGACUGCAUACAGGUUGCACCAAAGACAUUUAUUCCAGCUUUAUUUGGACAUGCUAAAGAUGACAAGUUUAUUAAUCUUGGCCACUCCGAAGCCAUCUUUAAGUCAUAUGCGGGUGAUAAGAACAUUAUCAAGUUUGAUGGCGAUCACAAUUCUUCUCGACCUCAAUUUUAUUAUGAUUCUGUAUCAAUUUUCUUUUAUAAUGUCCUUCACCCUCCUCGACCUCCAUCUGCAUAUCCUACUAAGGUUGAGAAAUGUUAUGAUUUGGGAGACCUGAAGGGCAGUGCUAGCAGGAACGAGAAUCUUUUAUACGAGAUUAUAGCCGGUCUUCAGAAUGGCAGUACUGACGCGGCAAGCUCAUCUUCUUUACCACAAAGCAUUGCAACGAUGAAGUCCGUGGGGGCACUCCUUUCUGACAUUGCACCAGUUGCUACUGAUUCCUUAGUUACCGAAGGCAAUACACAGAGUGGCAAUAGCCCGUCACUUGUACAGGACAAGCUAAGUACCCAAAAUGAAGAGUGCUACUCAUAUACAAGUUCAAAUAGAGAGAGUUGGGGAAGAUGCUCGUCUCUGGGCAGCGAUGAUGAACCUUCCAUGGAUUGCACUAAAGCUACUGACUAUGAUCAGACAAAUAUAAAGGUGCUUGCCACACCUCUUCGAAAUACUCAACAAAGCACAUUAAGCUCACCCAAGGAUGAAAAGAAGAAAGCAUCCAUGGAAACGAAGAAGUCCAAGCACGAGAAGUUUGAAAAGCUGGAGGCUCUAAGCCAGCGUUUGCGGCUUUGCAUUCUGAAAAGAGUUAAGCAUAGGAGACAUUGCUCCUCUUGACAACCUUUGUAUUGUAGACUAGGAAAUUGAUUUUAUGAAAUUGUGUUAAUGUCCAGUUCCUUGUUCAUUUAAGUUAAUCUUUUCGUAUUUCCUGUGUAUCAAUGCAUCUCUCUUACUUUUGCUUUAUAUUUUGAAGUAGGCAGGCCUAGUUUUAUGUAAUGUCAUUGCUGUGUUAGUUGCACUUUA
Olea europaea var. sylvestris is the source of this 1131-nucleotide messenger RNA. RefSeq lists its product as uncharacterized. The transcript has 8 exons. The record is from RefSeq and is a predicted model, not a curated record. NCBI's taxonomy places the organism in Eukaryota, Viridiplantae, Streptophyta, Magnoliopsida, Lamiales, Oleaceae. Bases 4 to 945 code for a protein of 313 amino acids.